AUGACCAGCCGCCUUGACCGUCUUUUUGUGUUACUGGAAAGUUGUCCCAAUGCGUCUUUACGAACUGCAGCUGCAGAGCAACUUGGAGAGAUCGCAAAAAGUAGUCCAUCAAGCAUUGAUUAUGUCUUCACCUGUCUUAUCCCUCUGCUUCGACAUAAAAACUGGGUUUCUCGUAUUGCUGCAUCAGAAGCUAUUCGUCACAUUGUUCGUCACUUGCCUGAUUGGGAACCAACUUUGAAUUGUCAAAGCUACAUAGAUCAAAAGGACGUUUCAACUAAUGGCUUCCUCAGCCUAAGUGGACUCCGGAUUGACUAUGUUCUAGCUCAGGGUGCUCGACUUUACAGUAUGGAUGCACGAGAAUUGGACAGAAAUAACAGUCGGGAUUAUUUUGAACGGUGUAAAAAGAAUAAUGAAAAUGCAAUGGAAUGUGAUACAUUUGAUCCACAAACAGAUAUUCAGUCUCAAAUCUUACCGACAGUACAACGCCAAGAAAUCAACAGUCGUCUAGGCCUGGAAAACGACAGUUUAUUAACUGAAGUUCUGGAGAAUCAUGCUGAUGUAUCAAUUAAUAAAUGGAUAACAACAGACGAUUUUAAUGAUGAAACACAACCUGGAUUCACUCAAAUAGAUGUGGAGAGUUGUGUACGGAGUGCUUACGUUGCUCAUGUCGACACAGAUGGGAAAAGAUUCAGUUUCUGUCAGUCUCCUGUUCAUUGUGAUACAAAACGUAUCAAACUAGAUUCAUCAAGUGACGUCAUCAUUGAUAAAUCUGGAUUCAAUGUUCAAGCUACUGUUUCUGUAUUAAAUCAACCCUCGGGACAUUGGCCAUUAGAUAGAAUGUGUACUACACUUUUAGGUGAUUUGUGGGCAUUGCGUUGGGAGACACGCCAUGGAGCAGCUUCUGGUCUACGAGAAUUACUGUCAGAGCCAAGACAUACUAAACAAGCAGGAAAAUAUAUUGGUCAAUCCAAAACGGAGAUGUAUAAUAGCCAUUACCAAUAUUUGGAAGAUAUUGUAGUUCGUGUACUUUGUACACUAGCCCUGGAUCAGUUGUCUGAUUUUAUUUCCGAUGAAGUUGUAGCUCCAGUACGUGAAACCGCUGCACAGUUAUUAGGUGUACUAUCUUUGCAUUUAACAACUGAACAAGUACUUUUAGUAGCAAAACACUUAAUAUUUCUUGUAUCUUUAAACGACGAAGCAGUAACAAAACUGUGCGCUAAUAUACCUUGUCAAAAGGACAAUUCAAAUGCUUCCAAAAACAGUUGGAUGAUAGCACAUGGUGGAUUAUUAGGCAUCAAAUAUUUGCUUGCUUCAAGAAAGGAUUUAAAAAAUACAUUAUUACCACAUGUUACACCGUGCUUAAUUAGCCGAUUGUUUGGGAUACCAAUUAAAGCUGAUAAUCAAACCAUUCCUCGACAAAGUGGUCAUCCUUCUUCAUUUAGUGCUAAUACUCUUGCCGACGAUGAAGAUAUACGUGCUGCCGCCGCUUCAGCAUUAUUGCCAAUUAUUGAUACAAUAUGGGUCGCAUCACUUAAUCAGUAUGAAUAUGAUUUAUUUGUAAACCAUGUUUGGUCAUUGAUUCGUAAUACACCAUCAGAUUUAUCACCAUCUACUGGACCUGUACUUAGUUUAGCCUGUGCACUUACUAAAGCUGAAGUAGGAAAGAGGCAGUUUGGCGAACAGCAUAACAGUACAAUCAAAUCAGAAGAUGUUAGCAUUUAUCGAGUUAGUACAAGUGAAAAGAUAAUGAUAAUAGCAGAACUACUACACCAUGUUUCUUCAUCUAUUCGUCAAAGUGCCUUGAACACUCUACAAUGUGUAAUAGAAUCUUGUGAAAAUCAGAUAGAAAGCUUAUCUGCUGAUAUACUACAUUUAAUAUUAGAUAAUUUAUUCCAGCGGAUACUUUUAGAAUCAUGUACCUCAAUACGUGCCCUGGUUACGAAUCUCACAAUCAAAAUUAUUCAAUCAGCUAAAUUGGAUUGCCUUGUUCAGGCGAGUCUUCGACGUUUAGAUGUAUGGCUAUGUCAAGUUAUGCAACCGACUGGUAUCCCCUACCCAAAUAAAUUUUUAGUACCUUGUUUAAGAUCUAACCCAGAUAUACAGUUAACCAGUGAAUCGAAUUCAAAUAAUGAUGAAUUGACGAGUCUAACAGUUAGAUCAACUGCGAACAUCCCAUCGAGUAAUCAACAAGCUGUAUUUAUACCUCAACCAACAUAUUGUAUUGGUGGUUUUCAGUGCUUAACCGCUAGUCGUUCAGAAAUGGAAUCAUAUGUUUUAGAAACCAGGAUCUCGGCUGUUCGUGUUUUAGCAUAUUUGUGUUCGCGUAUUUGUCAAUACAAUCAGUUAAUUCCAGUUCAUUUAUUACCGUGUAUAUCAGAUAAUUCAAAGUUAUCUACUUCAUCAUUACCAUCAUCAGUAAACAACAAUGAUCAUAAUCAUAUUAAUAACACAUCAAUUAGUGUUUUAAACUAUGUAAUUGGCCAAUUAAUAUGUCAGUUACAUUUAAAGGAUAGAUUAGCUAUGCAACGUUUCAUCUCUGGACUAUUACUAUCUUCUUGGUCUUUAUUAUCUCCAAUUUCAUCUUUACCAACUGGUUCUGGUGAUAACAAUGACAAUAACUCAAUGAAUUCAUCAAAUAAGAUGUUUAAUUCCAUGAAUCCAUUUUACCAAAUAAAUUACAUUGACAAAUUAACUUAUACGUGGUCUAAUUUAUUGAAUACUUCUUCAUCAACAUUAUUAUCAUGUCAUUUGGAACAGUUACAGAAUUUAGCAGAACGUGUUUUCACUAAUAUUAAAAUUGACCUACAUGAUAUAGCAAAGCAACUACGUGGACGAUUAGAAUCUUGUUUAACUGAAGUAAUUUAUUAUGAAGAAAUACUAGCUCCUUUCAAAUUAAUGCAAGAAGAUUGUCGCGAAUUAAUUCGACUGAUGAAAAGUGGCGGUCUUCCUGUUGAUUCUCAAAUUCCAAUAAACGGUGUCUUAACAAUAGUUCAUUGUAAAACAUUACUUCAAAAAGUGGCUGAAGUAAUUCAUGCUGAAAAACAGCAUUCAGUAUCUUCUGUUAUUGAUUCAUCUCUACUGGAUCGCUUACAUUGUCAAUUAGAAAGAACUCGAACUACAGUUGACCAUUGUCUUACUUUACAAUUAUAUUUGGGAAAUCGUGUCGAAUUGGGCAUAGCCUGUGCUUUUGCUAACAUGAAUUGGAUUCUACCAGGUCGUUUAAGUUUGCUUAUUCGUCCGUUAAUGGACACUAUACGAUGUGUGAAACCAUGUGUAAAUCAAUCCGAUAAUGCUGUGCGAUCAUUGAAUUCAGGUACCGAUGGUAUUUUUCAAACAAAUUCCCGUCCCAAUAUUACUUCUACUUCUACAUCCACAUCGUCGAUUUUUGGUGGUAGUAAUGCUUAUGGUAGUAGUAGCAGUAAUAGCAGUGCUGUUGGGUCAUGCAUUGAUAUGUUACCGAUUGGUACAUGUGUACAUCUUCAACGCUUGGCUGCCAGUUGUUUAGCGCGUCUUUUGUGGUUAGAGUGGAAGAUGUUAAGCAUUAAUCCCCCAUCACAAUCAUCAUCAACAUUGUUGACGAAUAAAAGUUUACUUCCAAACACUUCUAAAGCUGCUACCAAAGUAAUCAAAAAUCUUACUUCCUAUUUAAUAGAAUCUGAUCCAGACUUCUUGUUGUCGCUAUCAAAUACUUCAAAUCCGUCAUCAGAAGCAAGUCAUCAACCCAAUGAAGAUCAGUCAUCAGUUGAUACUAAAAUAGCAUGUGUUAAUUCUCUCUCGACAUAUCGAUUAGAUUUGGUUACAAACACGUUGUCAUCGUCUGAAGCACAACAUCAGUCUUCCCAACAUCGUGGGGCUUACAUUUCUUUGUCUUGCAUUUGUUAUACAUUUAUCAAUUUAUAUCAUCAUGAAGAAGGUAAUCAAACUUGUUGGUCAUCAUCGAAAUCAUCAUCAAGCGCGACUAUGGAACCUAUCGAUCAUCAACCUUGUCAUCAUCGUUUAUCAAAUGUCUCAUUAAAUAGUCUUCGCCUUGGUAUACCAUCAUUAUGGCAUUUAUUUUGGAUAAAUCCAGUCAAAAUUGUCAUUAAUUAUUAUCGUCAAUCAGGCAUUUUAGUAGAAAAUGGUGAAUCUAUGGAACAAGGUGGAGAAAUAUCUGAAAGAAGGGGAUAUAUAUACUCGACUUUGAAGAAAUUGACUGACGAAAUCAAAGUUAACAUGUACAAACUGAAAUCAAUUGAAUUGCCUAAAUCAAACCAGGAUGAAUUACUUAGUGGAUUGAUUGUUUUGUCCUCAUGUCUCAAUGUUAUUCUACCUUGUAUUGAUCCAGAUCAAAAAGAAACCUUUUGUGAUCAAAAAGAUGAUAUAUCAUUUGAGCAAAUUAUCUGGUUAGCCUCAUUAGUUAUUCGUUUACCAAGUAUUAUUUAUCGUCGGGUCGGUGCACGUCUUCUUGCUGACUUAACUUUGUUAAGACCAGUUUAUACAUUAAAUAUUUUAUUGCCAUUAUUAUUGUUUACUAGUAACGGCAUUUUUUUACCAACUGAUUCAUCAACAUUAUGUGUUGGUACAUUGGAAACAUUUUUAACAAUUGUUGAAAAAUUCUCCAACAUGCAUAAUUCAUCCAGUUAUAUUCUUCAAAGUGUCCCACCAGUUAUUCUUGACGAUCCACUUGCUGAACCGAAUUCAAAGUCAUCUUCAUUAUUAUCAAUGUGUAGAUGUUUUAUGAAUUUUGUGAAUGAACAAUCAACAUUGGAUUUUGAGUCGAAACUUCCAAAUGAAUUAACAACUAAUAUUACGAUUAAUAGUAAUAGUGAAGAUGGAACAAAUUCAUUAUUAUCUAAUAAUCUGAAAUUGUUUUUACCAUAUGUAGUUUUAUUACUAACUCCAACUUUAAGAUUAAUAUCAAAUUCUAAUCAACAUAUACGUUCUACAGCAGGAAGAUUGUUUGCAGCUUUAUUGAAUUUACUACCGUUAGAGUCAUCGAUUCCAAAUCCUGAAAAAAUGAAGGAAGAAUUUAAGCAAAUUCGCCUUGAACAACGUGAAUUUAUUGAUAAUUUACUACACCCUGCUCGUAUUCAAUCAUACAAUCUACCAAUUAAAAUAAAUGGUACACUACGAACAUACCAACAGGAAGGAGUAAAUUGGCUGUGCUUUCUUAAUCGUUACGGUCUAAAUGGUGUAUUGUGUGAUGACUUAGGUUUAGGUAAAACGUUACAAACUAUUUGUAUACUAGCCGGUAGUCACCAUGAAUUGAAACAAUGUUCGGCGAUAAAUAACUCGAAUGAAUAUUGUAUAUCUAAUGAGUCUGUUGUGAUGAAUACAAAAAUUGAUGAAAAAUUCCCAGUUUCGCUAAUUAUUUGUCCAUCUACUUUAUGUGCUCAUUGGUUUCAUGAAAUACAACAUUUUGCACAAACUGAAGAUUUGAAUCCUUUGAUUUAUGGCGGCAGUCCUACAGCUAGACAAAACCUUCAGUCCAAAUUACAUCAGUAUGAUGUAAUCAUUACAUCUUAUGACUUAAUUCGAAGUGAUAUAGGAUUUUUCGAAUUAAUCAACUGGAAUUAUGUUGUUCUAGAUGAGGGUCAUAUUAUCAAGAGUAGUAAAUCAAAGGUCACACGUGCAGUAAAACAUUUAGUUGCUCAGCAUCGUCUCAUCUUGACUGGAACACCUAUUCAGAACAGAGUUUCUGAGCUAUGGUCUCUGUUCGACUUUCUUAUGCCUGAGUUUUUGGGUACAGAACAGUAUUUUUUAGCGAAAUUCGCACGUCCUGUGGCUGCUAGUCGAGAUAUUAAAGCUUCUAAAUCUGACCAACAAGCAGGUCAAUUAGCAUUGGAGAAACUUCAUCGACUUGUAUUGCCAUUUAUGUUGAGACGGUUAAAAGAGGAUGUUAUGCAAGAUUUACCACCGAAGAUUAUUCAAGAUUUUGCCUGUAAAAUGACACCAAUUCAACGUAAAUUGUAUGAAACAUUUCAAAAAACUGAUGAAGGACAACAAAUGAUGAAUUUUGUAACGGCUAGUAGUGGUGACUUUUAUUCUGAAUGUCGUUCUUCCUCGUUCGGUUGCGUUUCUACAUCACAUGGUUUUCAUGCUUUACGCUACUUUCAAGCAGUUUGUAAUCAUCCAUGUUUAGUUUUAAAAUCUAAUCACCCUUUACUUGAUGAGAUUAAACAAGAAUUAUGCAUAGAUUCAAUGGAACAGUUAAGAGCAGUUGAUUAUAGUGGGAAACUAUUGGCUUUAUGCCGUCUUCUAACUGAUUGUGGCUUCGGGAGUCCAAACUCAAUCAAUGGCACAAAUGCUGGUAAUAGUGGUAACACUUUGUCGUCAACGUCUGGGACGUCGACUUCAUCUCAUUAUUUGGAUUCCUAUCCUGGUCUACUAAGUCAACACAGAGCUUUAAUGUUCUUUCAAACACGUGAAAUGUUACAAUUGACUGGAGAAAUGCUGAAAAAACAAUUUCCAUGGAUAACUGCUACACGAUUAGAUGGUACUGUACCAGUGAAUGAACGACACAAUCGUGUGGUUAGAUUCAAUCAAGAUCCAUCGAUCGAUUUGAUGCUAUUGACAACAGCUGUUGGUGGACUAGGGUUAAAUCUGACUGGUGCAGAUACUGUAAUCUUUGUGGAACAUGACUGGAAUCCGAGUAAAGAUUUACAGGCUAUGGAUCGAGCUCAUCGUAUUGGUCAACGACGUACAGUUAAUGUUUAUCGUUUAAUUACUGAAGAUAGUAUAGAAGAGCAAAUUAUGAAUUUACAAGCAUUCAAAUUGCAUUUAGCUAAUACAGUAUUAACAUCAGAUAAUAAAAAUUUAAAUGAUAUGGAUACAGAACAUUUAUUUGAUCGAUUAACAACAACAACUACAACAACUAAUGACAAUCAAGUAACUAAAGAUAAUCAUACAAAUCUUCAAUUUACUUUAUUAGAUGAUCUUGAAGCCUAUUAUGAAACUGAAUAUAAUUUAGAUACAUUUGUUGCUCGUUUAAAUACAAAUUAAUCAUUUUUAUUAUUAUUAUCAUCUUAUGUAUAAAUUUUAUAGAUCUACUAUCCUAUCAAAUUAGUCAGUGGAUGUUUCUAUGGUUUGGUUUUUGUCAUUAUUGUCCGUCUCAUCAAUUGUUUGUUUGUUUUGCCAAGUUUAUUAUCAGUUAUGAAAUGAAUUGGUGUGUUAUUUUAUCAUCUUUGAAUAAGGAUAUCUCAUUUAUUGCAUUUCUACAUUUGUUUUUUUCUUUUAUCAUUUAUCUUGUCUUAUUUCACCUAUACUGAUAGCAUGUAUUUCGAUAUGGGGAUAAUGAAUACUUUUCCACUUGUUGGCUAUAUCUAUAUCUUGGUGGGGGUUUUUUUAAUCAGAAUCAAUUACUGUUGCUCAGUAACAUUUAAUCUAGUUACAAAUCAUGAAUGUAAUAAUGUUCUAUAUGCUAUUACUAUCAUUUCUGUUAUAUUUUCCAGUUCCUUAUCAUUGCAAUGUCUUUAUAUAUAUACCUCUUUGUUACUAUUUGGAAUCGUAUAUACUAAAACUACUGCAUUACUCCUGUAAUAGGUUUGAUAUCAAUUAUAUUCAAUUUUACGGAUCUAAGAAUCCUGCGUGUAAUAAUCAUAAAGUUGGUAGUUUCUAAACUUUAUGGUUUAUUGUAUCUACUGUUAAAUGUUCGGGAAAUAUAAAAUCGAAUGGUUUUAUACUUUAUUGAUGAUUUAUUUUUCGGUAAACUGAUGCUCUCACUGUCCACAAUACUAAUACAAUAUUCAUUUGUUUGUAAUACGUCGAAUAAUAUCAAGAUGGGCAUAAUAUAUUACAUAAAAGGUGCGAUUUUCAUUUUAUUUGUUUGUGAGCUUUGAUACUACCCACGUCAGUCAUCAACAACGUAUAACUUCGUACGUACGUACCUGGGCACGCGGGUAAUAUCUGGAAUAGACCAGAUACUAUGUGGUUGGCCAGACCGAAGAAGAUAGUUUUCUUCUGGAGUCACACCCGGAGCCUUCGACCUAAAGGUCUGAUUCACAAGGCAAUCGAGCAACGUCAGAAGAUUCAGUUCCAUGGUAGCCGGUGAUCAAUAAUAGGUUCAUACACCAUUUGUUCUUUCAGGAUCCUGCAGUCCAUGUGCACCAUUGGUUUGGAAUCAGGGUUUUCCAUCUUCUGUAGGCGUGUACCCUCCGUAUCAGUGGCGCAUAUGUAUCUGGUGCCCCAGAUACGUAUGUAUAUCUUCAGAUAAAUAAAUCGGAAGUUCGAAAUAUCAGUCCAACGAGUUUUGAUUCAUCUUAUUAAAGGUUACAUGUUCAAUAUGCAAUUUCAGUGCAAUCAUUUGCAUAAACAUACAACUAAAAUACUUCCCAACCUAAUGUAAUAUCAUUGUCUGAAAGAACCAGUAUCCAGUCGAGUAACUAACAGGAAAAUUGUGUUUCCUUUAUCAUAUUCAAUCGACCGUAAACGAAGGAUGUUACGUAGGGAAAUUGGGCAAAGCUUGCGUAAGGACCGAGAAGCCUGAUGGUCGAAGCGUGCUAAUGAGCUGGAAGCAGCAGCUGCAUCUGGU
This is a messenger RNA of Schistosoma intercalatum, 8509 nucleotides long. NCBI's taxonomy places the organism in Eukaryota, Metazoa, Platyhelminthes, Trematoda, Strigeidida, Schistosomatidae. The record is from the annotation of a GenBank genome assembly.